AUGAAGUCCCUUCGCCUACCGAUCUCAUCCAAGCCUGUCCCAAUCAUUCGCACGGUGGAUUCUGUACCCGUGUCUUUGCACGCACCACCGUACCCUCGCUCUCACGAUUCAUCUUCACCAGUCGAACUGAACGAUUUGCACUCUAUUGAAACUGGGAAUCACCAGAGCAAAAACGCGUAUAGAAGUGACAAAGAAAGUUGCUGUCAAAUAUGUCAAAAUAAUCAGGCACGUUACACAUGCCCAAAGUGCGAAGUUCUGUAUUGCUCCCUUGACUGCUAUCGACAGCACGGCGACAGCGACAAUCCGUCCUCCAGUGCUGCUUCUUCUAGCUGUACUGAGGCCUUUUAUAGUCAACGAGUUGAUCAAGUCCUGAAAUUAGAGAUCAAGGAAAGGAAGCAACAAACCCGUGCAAUGCUCAAUCGAUCGUUCCAUCAACAGCAAUUAACGCAUCAGCAAGAAGGACUGAUAGAUACCGACAGCCACGAAGCAAGGUUUACAAAAGACGAAUUGGUUCGACUGUUGACCAUAUUGGAACGGGAUGAUCUUGAGGAGCUUGAUCGCUUUCUGGCCGACUAUAGAAAUGGGCCGGAGCUACAGAUUGCCUUGGCAGAAUCCAUUCAAACAGGAGAGCUGAAUGAGUAUAUAUUGGAUCCCUGGGAACCUUGGUGGCGAACACAGCUGGCCUCGGUGCGGAUGGAGGCGGAUAUCGACCAAGAGAAGGCUGACGACCUGGACAGCGUUAGCCUGAAAAUGGUUGAAGCUCCCCUGGAUGAAAGAUUACUCAAUGUUCGCCAAUUUAGAUCUCUACGACCAUCUUCUCAACCUGACACUGAUCUGUCUUUCAACUUGGUUGAUAUAUUGUACGCAACGGUGUGGACAUUGAGGCUUUACCACGGACCGUCCAACGCCUUGGACGCGGCGGUGGAUGCAGCGGCUAGCUUAGUAGGCGCUUCAGGCGUCUUGGGUCGUGAUAAGCGCUGGGGCUGCACGGAACAAGUAUUGGCCGCCUGCACUACGGAAUCCACCAAGGCGGCGGCACGUCAAGUGGUCAAUAAAAGCGGUCUCCAAACUGAGGUUCUGCGCUGGCGCAAAGCACGAAAAAAAGUUGAGUUUUAUCUGUCCUGGUCCUUAUCUCAUGCUCAACGCAUACCUCGCUUAAAACUAGAGAUCCAUCAGUGGCGUUCACACUGGGAAAGCGACAACGAAGACUUGAGUGAGGUGUUCUUACCGUCGUAA
Molecule: messenger RNA, 1236 nt
Organism: Phaeodactylum tricornutum CCAP 1055/1
Lineage: Eukaryota; Bacillariophyta; Bacillariophyceae; Surirellales; Neidiaceae
Exons: 2
Coding region: 1-1236 (411 amino acids)
Source: RefSeq, a predicted model, not a curated record